Messenger RNA from Stylonychia lemnae, 1194 nucleotides. The record is from the annotation of a GenBank genome assembly. NCBI's taxonomy places the organism in Eukaryota, Ciliophora, Spirotrichea, Sporadotrichida, Oxytrichidae.
AUGAAAUCAAAAUUAAACAUACUACUUUUGCUAUUGUCCAUUUUUAUUGCUGUUUCUUAUCAGGCAAAUUGCCCGAUACUUCUGUGUGAUGAUGAAGAUCAGAGUAUGGAGGGGAAAUGCUUUCAUGCUUUCUAAGCAUCAGAUGGAAUGAUUAAAACCAUUAAGCUUAAGAGCUGUAACACAGAUGCUCAGGAGCUGUGCUUCAUUCAAAACGGAAAGUAUGUUUGGGUUGAUGCAAAUCUUCAAUUCAUUAGGCAAAUUAAACCAAACUACGAUCCAACCAAAGAAGAUUCAUAAUUUUACAAUAAGUUAUCAGUGGCUAGCUGUAGAUCAAAAUAAGAUAUAGUGACUACUAGACUGCUAGCCGGUAGGAAAUGUUUAUACGAUUAUCAAUGUGUUAGCAGAGUAUGCGAUACUGAUACCAAUGUCUGCACAGGCCUACCUUUUGGUUCAACCUGCAGUGAUCACUCUUAAUGUGAUGCUGAUUUAUCAUGCAGAAUUUAAUCAGUGUGGCCAUUUGCAAGUUCUUGUCAGCCUAGAGGAGAGGUAGGCUCAUUCUGUUUAAAUGACUUCGACUGCAAGUCUAGAAAUUUUUGCUGGAAAAUAUAUUCAAAGGAUGACAAAAUUUGCCUUGAAAAGCAUAAUGCACCCUGGGGAUUCUAGUUUUACUGGGACAAUAAUACCUAUCCUUCUAUGAAUAAGAAUUCCAUAUUGUUUCAUGGUUAGUACUGCUAGAGUGGCUAUGCUAUACAAGUAAAUCAAAACAUAGCUCAAUGCGUCAAUGUAACUAGCAUUAGCUUGACAAACAACAAAAAUUACAUUGAAGCCCCUUACCAAUGCAGUCCAGGAGUAUCAACUUGCAAAUACUUUUCAGCCGAUAACAUAGUUUAGUUUGAGCUUUAAUGUGAGUGCGGCUUAGAAACAAUAGGUGAUGGAUUCUGCCCCUUGCCUGUGCUCUCAGAGAUGCAAAAAUAUAUUAACUCAAUAAAGAAAGUAUGGUACCAAGAUAACUGCCAUACCUAUGAUAGAUCUAAUUUCUACGCCUAAGUAGAUUGUGGAGUGGGAAACAAUGAUGAUACUUUAAAGGAUGCUGUGAAUCUACAAUUCAAAAUCUCUUACUAUCCCUUCCUCCAUAAGAAACAAGAAUGCCUUGAAAAAGUUCUUCCAGACUCAGCAAGUAAUGUCUUUAUUUGA